GACGACAACAACGUCGCUUUAUUUUAUCACAGAAAUUCGCACGUAUUGUCGACGGUCUUUAAUAAUACGUCGUCAAUGGUCUCGACGAACGAUUCAACACGUGACAGCUGACUUUCUCUGUCUCCGUUGAUUCCGGGCCCGUAUAUUCUUAUCACGCCAUUCACGCCGUGCAUUGCCGUGGCGCACGUAAUCGCGCGUGUGUGAAAUACGCGAUUCGCGUUAUGUUCGACAAGAAGCGGCGUGUUCGCCGCGGACUCUGAUCCGUUGCCGGUCGCGGUAAUCUGCGCCGAUCUCGACGAGGAUCUUCGCGCGACACCGCGCGCGUCACCGUCGCUUCUCUCCUUCUCUCAGCUCCCGUAAAACCCUCCUUCUUCUUUUGCCGAGUAAAAGCGGACUUGUGAGCACGUCGUCCCCGCACGAUGGUGAAGUAUUACGAAAACAUCACGGUCUUCAAGUUCGACUGGACGCAGGUCGUUCGGGGAUUCUUUCAGAGAUAUCCCAAUCCGCACAGUUCGCACGUUCUCACCGAGGACACGAUCUCGAGAGAAGUCACAAACGGAAAGCUCUACUCCAAGCGACUGCUGACGAAAACCAACAAAGUGCCGAAAUGGGGUGAGAGAUUCAUCGGUAAAAACAUCGUCAAGAUCGUGGAGGAGAGCAUUGUUGAUUCUGAGGCGAAGACUUUGACUACCUAUACGAGAAAUUUGGGUUACACCAAAGUCAUGAGUAUCGUCGAGAAGGUGGUGUAUCAGAUCUCCGAGGAGAAUCCCGAGUGGACGGUCGCGAAGAGAUCGGCGUGGAUCGACAGUCAGGUCUUUGGUUUCAGCAGGGCGAUACAGGCCUUUGGCUUGGAUCGAUUUAAAAAGAAUUGCGUCAAGAUGUCGGAGGGCUUCAACUACGUUCUCGCGAACAUGUUUCCUCGCACGACGCAGUUUUUAAAUCCAGAAUUGUCCCAGACGAGUUUCUCCAUGCGAGCCGGCCACAGCAGCAACAGCAGCAGCGCCACGGACGACGGCGCGACAGCGAAGCCGAGCCUUGCGGAGGACCUGCAGCAUUCGUUGCAGGGUAAAGCGGAGAAGGUGAAGGACGCGGCGAAGAAGGCCACGGAUUUGGCGAAGGAGAAGGCAAGACCGAUAUACGCGGCCUGUCAACCGAACCAAUCGUAAAUUUCCGUAUUCCGCGAACGCAGAAAAAAGUGCAAACAGCUACGUUGGACGACGAGUAAUGUCGUUUAGUGAUGGGAAUAUUCACGAGUAACACACACCGUAUCGUUGUGAUGUAUUUUAAAUGAAACGAUGGUAAAGCUUUAGCGAAACUAGAGAAUGCAGUUAUUGUAUAUUAAUUAAUCGGCACGCAGUUUAAUGACGACUAGUGCAGAAAGAAUUAGAGAGUCGAUUGAUAGAGCGAUGAAAGUUGAGAUUUUUGAGGAUUCGCUAGACUCGCGGUAGCACACAAGGUUCUCAGAAUGUAACACUUAUAUAUGUGUAAAAUUUUCUAAAGAUUCUCGCGUCUGAUGCCACUUGAUAAUGUUACCAUUCCUUUUUCAACUGCCAAAUUGUUAGCUGUGCUAUUAAAAACGUGAUAUGCAUGCAUGCACACAGAUGCGCAUUAAAUUACUUAAUCAUUUUUCUUUUGUACACGUAAAAAAAAAUAUUUUCUACUUCUUUUGUAAUCGCAAAAUAUCUCUCGCGCAAGAUAUUGAAUGCAGGAAUCAUUUUUAUAUGCUUAUAAUUAAUGUAUAUCAGCGUUCAUUUUCGCGCAUUUCAUGCAUACCUAACGUUUGCAAUUGACAAUUAUUGAAGAACGGCAUUUCGUAUGCAGUUAUUAACGUCAUUGAAAGCAAUUACGUAUGUUAUGCAUUCAAAGGGAUAGUUUCACGAUGAAUUGUCCUUUUUUCUGUAAUGUAAUAUAGUUUCUAGAUGUUCCGCGUCGGCACAGACAGUGUGUAUUGACCAAUGCAAGUUACUGAAAAACUUGAUUCCGUACAUCAAUGAGUCUUUUGGAUAUUCAUAAUGAAUCAUAAUUUGGAUCAUUUGGAUCAUAAUUUCAACGCAUGUUGCCAUACGUUUCUAAAAUUAUUAGAACUGUGAUUUAAGAUUGUUGUACAGUAUUUCAUACACACAUUACAUUUUUAAUGUUUCUCUUUGAGUUGUUAUUGAACAAAAUGAUUUAAAUUACUACUGAAUAAGUAACGUUUUUUUUUUUGGCAACUGAAAUUUAAAUGAAAUCUUCACCAAUGUAGAUUAUUUCUUCUGUAUAAAUCACGUGUAUUUAAAUAAAAUUUAAAUUCUGUAACCUUUUUAAACUGUAAA
Wasmannia auropunctata (little fire ant) is the source of this 2312-nucleotide messenger RNA. RefSeq names its product PRELI domain-containing protein 1, mitochondrial (gene prel). Gene Ontology annotation, cellular component: mitochondrial intermembrane space. Bases 420 to 1166 code for a protein of 248 amino acids. Lineage: Eukaryota; Metazoa; Arthropoda; Insecta; Hymenoptera; Formicidae. The transcript is spliced from 3 exons. The record is from RefSeq and is a predicted model, not a curated record. Gene Ontology annotation, biological process: phospholipid transport. Gene Ontology annotation, molecular function: phosphatidic acid transfer activity.